Euleptes europaea (tarantolino) is the source of this 755-nucleotide messenger RNA. RefSeq names its product claudin 12 (gene CLDN12). The coding region runs from base 18 to 755 and encodes 245 amino acids. Gene Ontology annotation, cellular component: plasma membrane. The record is from RefSeq and is a predicted model, not a curated record. Lineage: Eukaryota; Metazoa; Chordata; Lepidosauria; Squamata; Sphaerodactylidae. The transcript has a single exon.
GUUUUUAUUGGCUAGACAUGGGUUGCCGAGAAGUUCAUGCUGCAACGGUCCUGGCUUUCCUUUCUGGAACAGCUGCCUUAUCGGGACUUAUAGCUGCUGCCCUGCUUCCUAACUGGAGACAAAUGCGACUGUACACCUUUAACAAAAACGAAAAGAAUGUGACGGUUUACACUGGGCUCUGGAUUAAAUGUGUCCGUUUUGAUGGAAGCAAAGACUGUGUAAUUUAUGACACUGAGUGGUAUACUGCUGUAGAUCAAUUGGAUUUGCGUGUCCUCCAGCUUACUCUUCCCAUAAGCAUGUUGACUACAGUGUUGGCUCUGUUCCUCUGUUUGAUUGGCAUGUGUAACACCGCCUUCAUCUCAUCUGUGCCAAACAUCAAACAAGCCAGAUGUCUCAUAAAUAGUGCAGGUUGCCAUCUUGUGGCCGGCCUCUUCUUUCUCCUUGCUUGUGUCAUUUGUUUGGCUCCAUCUAUCUGGGUCAUCUUCCAUAAUCAAGAAAUGAACAAAAAAUACGAGCCAGUUUUCUCCUUUGACAUUUCUGUAUUCAUUGCUAUUGCCAGUGCGGGAGGCUUGCUGUUCACGGCCAUUCUCUUAUUCCUGUGGUAUUGUGCAUGCAAAACACUUCCUUCCCCUUUCUGGCAGCCCCUGUAUUCACAUGCGCCUAGUGUUCACAGCUAUGCUUCCCAGCCGUAUUCUGCACGAUCACGCCAUUCUGCCAUUGAAAUUGACAUACCUGUGGUUACACAUACCACUUAA